AUGAAAGGUACCAUUUCGUAAAGCAACAAUUUCGUAAACGGGUAGGUAGAGAAGUAGGCACUAGCAGCCGAACUAAAGCGUGAGAUUGUGAAGCCGAGAGGGUCGCGACAAAGCGGCUCAGAGGCUCAGACCCGGGCUUUGAACAUAGCCUUCAACUCCUCCACUUCGCGGUGGUGCUGGAGAGAGGAAAGUGAAGCCAUGCCGGAGGAGACGACGGCGAUCGAUUACGUGAUGGAGGCAGCUUCCGGUCCUCACUUCUCCGGCCUCCACCUUGAAGGUCUCCUUUCUUCCCCUCCUUCUGCUACCUCUUCGCCUUCCGCGGCCGCUUCUGCUACUUCUUCGUUCUCUGCAACCCUACCUGAUGGCGCUGCAAAACAGCCCUUCGUCAUUGGAGUUUCAGGAGGUACAGCUUCAGGAAAGACUACUGUCUGUGACAUGAUCAUUCAACAACUCCAUGAUCACCGAGUUGUGCUUGUCAACCAGGAUUCUUUUUACCGUGGCUUGACUGCUGAAGAAUCAGAACGUGUACAUGAGUAUAAUUUUGAUCAUCCUGAUGCUUUUGACACUGAACAACUUCUAGAGUGCAUUGGAAAGCUCAAAUCUGGGCAAUCUGUCCAUGUACCAAUAUAUGAUUUUAAGAAUCAUCGUCGAUGUUCAGGAAGUUUUCGGCAGGUAAACGUAUCUGAUGUAAUUAUCCUGGAGGGAAUUCUUGUUUUCCAUGAUCAACGUGUACGCAACUUGAUGAACAUGAAGAUUUUUGUUGACACAGAUGCUGAUGUGAGGCUUGCCCGUAGAAUAAGGCGUGACACAGUUGAGCGGGGUAGGGAUGUAAAUUCUGUUCUUGAGCAGUAUGCAAAGUUUGUCAAGCCCGCUUUUGAUGAUUUUGUUAUGCCAUCAAAGAAGUAUGCUGAUGUGAUCAUACCCCGGGGAGGGGAUAAUCAUGUUGCCAUUGAUUUGAUCGUGCAACAUAUCCACACAAAACUUGGUCAGCAUAAUCUCUGCAAAAUUUAUCCCAAUGUAAAUGUUAUUCAAUCUACAUUCCAGAUAAGAGGUAUGCACACACUGAUUCGGGACCAUGAAAUAUCAAAGCAUGAUUUUGUUUUCUAUUCAGAUCGUCUUAUUCGACUGGUUGUGGAGCAUGGCCUUGGCCAUUUGCCAUUUACUGAGAAGCAAGUAGUCACUCCAACAGGAUCAUUAUAUACUGGGGUUGACUUUUGCAAGAAACUAUGUGGAGUUUCUAUUGUCCGAAGUGGUGAAAGUAUGGAGAAUGCAUUACGUGCAUGUUGCAAAGGAAUAAAAAUUGGAAAAAUUCUGAUUCACCGUGAUGGAGAUAAUGGGAAACAGCUCAUAUAUGAGAAACUUCCCAAGGACAUUUCAGAACGGCAUGUCCUGCUUCUGGACCCAGUUCUUGCUACAGGGAAUUCUGCUGGCCAAGCAAUUGAACUACUCAUUCAGAAAGGAGUUCCAGAAUCUCAUAUAAUAUUCCUAAACCUCAUCUCUGCGCCUGAGGGAAUCCAUUGUGUUUGCAAACGGUUCCCAUCCCUGAAAAUUGUGACUUCAGAGAUUGAUGUUGCAUUGAAUGAAGAGUUCAGGGUGAUACCAGGCAUGGGGGAGUUUGGUGACCGGUACUUCGGCACUGACGACUGAUGAUAUGACGGUGUGGAUUUCAAAGGAAUCUGGUUGUAUGAAUUGUUUUAACUAUAUAUAACUGGAUGGAGGAACAUGUCUGCGAAAUGAAGUGUUCCCCCCAAAAGCUUUGUCAGGCGUUCAGAAAAUAUGAAUAAGAAUAUUGAAGCAAACAAAUUGAGUUGGAGAUGGUUGCUAUGAAUGGUUUCUCCUGCAAUGAGAUGGUAGUGGAUGCAACCAAUACAUCUUCUUUAUUACAUGCCUGAAUACUAAAUGCAAUUUAUAAACCACAAUUGAAUUUUGUUGGUGCACCAUAUGAGAUGCCAAUUUGUUUUGGUUAUUGAUAUUCUUCUAUAAUACAUAUGGAGCUUAGGAUUUUUUUUAUUUUUUUAUUUUCUUGAGAUGAUUUUUGUCAAUGUCCAAAUUGAGCAAAGUUUGGAUGGUUGGUUUAA
This is a messenger RNA of Vitis riparia (riverbank grape), 2078 nucleotides long. RefSeq names its product uridine kinase-like protein 1, chloroplastic. The transcript has 14 exons. Gene Ontology annotation, cellular component: cytoplasm; chloroplast. Bases 199 to 1647 code for a protein of 482 amino acids. Gene Ontology annotation, molecular function: ATP binding; kinase activity. Lineage: Eukaryota; Viridiplantae; Streptophyta; Magnoliopsida; Vitales; Vitaceae. The record is from RefSeq and is a predicted model, not a curated record.